CGGAGAGCAGCCGCCACCGCCGCCGCGGUGCAGCUACAUUCCCCCCCCCUAUUCCCCCCCUCCCUCCCCGAGCCCGGGGUCUCCUCCCUUCAUCAGGCCCAGGUCCCCGGGUGCUGCCGCAGCGGCGGUGUCUUUCCUGGCUCCCCCACGGGAAGCGUCGCCCGGGGCCCCGUGAGCUCUUUCUGCCCCACAGGAUGGGCACGGUGCUGUCUCUGUCGCCUGCCUCCUCGGCCAAGGGUCGGCGGCCAGGCGGGCUGCCCGACGAGAAGAAGAAGCCGCAGCAGUCCGCGGGGGAGGAGUCACUGGGAGGCUACGGGCAGCUGCCGUCGGGGAAAGCAGGCAAGGGAGAGAGCCGGCUGAAGCGGCCGUCAGUUCUCAUCUCGGCUCUCACCUGGAAGCGACUGGUGGCCGCAUCAGCCAAGAAGAAGAAGGGCAGCAAGAAGGUGACGCCCAAGCCCUCCCAGGCGGGCCCAGACUUACUAGUCCAACAGCGCAACCGAGAGAACCUUCUCCGCAAGGGCCGGGAACCCCCAGAUGGCGGCGGCGCCGCCAAGCCCCUGCCUGUGCCCGUGCCCACAGUGCCCACCACAGUCGAGCCGUCCUCCGGAGUCAGCGCCUCGGCCCCGCCAGGCUCCGGAGGGGGAGGAGGGAAGCCGCCGCCGCCACCACCAUCUGCGGCGGCCCCCCAGGCUCCCUCAGUCCCUGGGGGUUCCCCCCGACGGGUCAUUGUGCAGGCCUCCACCGGCGAGCUGCUACGCUGCCUGGGCGACUUUGUGUGUCGGCGCUGCUACCGGCUGAAGGAGCUGAGCCCGGGAGAGUUGGUGGGCUGGUUCCGAGGGGUGGACCGGUCCCUUCUGCUGCAGGGGUGGCAAGACCAGGCAUUCAUCACCCCGGCCAACCUGGUGUUCGUGUAUCUGCUGUGCCGGGAGGCGCUGCGCGGGGACGAGCUGGGCUCGGCCGCUGAGCUGCAGGCCGCCUUCCUCACCUGCCUCUACCUCGCCUAUUCCUACAUGGGGAACGAGAUAUCCUACCCGCUCAAACCUUUCCUAGUGGAGCCAGACAAGGAGCGCUUCUGGCAACGUUGCCUGCGGCUCAUCCAGAGGCUAAGCGCGCAGAUGCUGCGGCUCAAUGCCGAUCCCCACUUCUUCACCCAGGUCUUCCAGGACCUCAAGAACGAGGGCGAGGUCGGUAUGGGGGCUGGGGGUCCCACGGGCGGUGGCGCUACCAACGCCAGGGACAGCAACGCCGGAGCCAAGCACUGGACUAUGAAUCUGGACCGCUAGGAGGCGAUGCUGCUGCCGCCACCGCCAAGGGGCACCUGGGUCGGAGACAGGGGAUGACCGGGUCCCCUCCCCCCUACCCCGGACACGUACACGGAGCCCCUGGGACGCCGCCGCCGCUGUUGCUGCUGUUGCUGCUUCUCCACCCAACCGCCCCCCCUCCACUGAGGAGAUGCUACCACCCAUCGGAGUAUGGCGGACGGGACACCUGGGUCCUGCUGGUCUCGGAUUUGCGGGGAGGGGGGAGCUGAGCCGUGGGAGGGGAAGAGGAAGAGUGGGGAAGAGUAAAUGGGAGAGGGGAAUGGAUUCUCUUCUUCUGCCUGUGGGUGUCUCCAUCUCUUUCUCUGCCCAGCUCUCCUCAUGACCGUAUACGUGUCUCUGUCUCUCUCCAUUUCUCCUCUUACCUGUAUGCUUUAGUCUCUUCCCUUCUCUCUCGUCUAUUUGAGGGUGUCUCUGUCCAUUUCUCCUUCUGUCUGUAUGAGCGCCUGUUACCUCUCCUGUCUGUGUCUCUUUUCUCUCCUCCUAUUCGUACCUGUUUGUGUCUGUUCCAUUUCUUCUAUCUGUAUGAGUGCCUGUCUACCUCUCCUGUCUUGUGUCUCUUUUCUCUCCUGUCUGUAUGUGUUUGUCUGUCCAUCUCUCCUUCUGCUUAUAUGUAUCUCUACCCUUUUCUCCUGUCUGUAUGUGUCUCUAUUCAUCUCUCCUCCUGCCUUUUUCUGUCCAUUUCUCCUGUCUGAAAAGAUGCUUGUGUUUUCUCAUCUCUCCUUUUAACUGGAAGUAUGUCUCUGUCCACCUGUCCUGUCUGGGAGUAUAUGUGCCCAUCUGUCCUGCUUGUGUCCAUUUUUCUUUCUCCAUUUCUCCUCUUGUCUCGAUGUGUGUCUCUGUCCAAUUUUCCUCUUUGUGUGUGUGUGUGUGUGUGUGUGUGUGUGUGUGCGUGUGCCCCUCGGUCCUCCUUUUUCUGGAUAUGUGACUGUCCCUGUCUCUGAUUAUUUCUUCUCCUUUUCUCCAUGUGUUUUUCUCUGUCCACCUUUUCUUAUGUCUACGUGAGUCUCUGAUUCUCCAUUUCCCUCCCCCACCCCGUUUCCUCUCCCUUCUUUCUGGAAGAAGAUUGGAUUGACUGGGGUUAGGGGCUGUCUCUCCUGCAGCAGAAAGUUGCGGUCUUAGGAGCUCAAGCACCAGGAUGCCCCUUGUUCUCUCCCCACCUUUUCUGACGCGGUGCAUGCCGGGAGAGGGGGAGGUGCUGCGGGUUGAGGGAGUUUUGGUGGGGGGGUGGGGAGAGAGUCCGCCCUGAGUUUUGAGUAAGGGUGGAUUGGGAGGGGCCCCGGCAUCAGCUCAGCAGAAGGGGGCUAAAAGAAAGAAAACUCAUCUCACUUUAGAAGAGACCUUCUCCCCCCGGCCCCGCCCCGCCCUGGCCCCAAGCUCCCCUUCCCCCCUUUUUUCUUUUUAUUUAUUUGGAUGUUUUCAGGAAGUGAUCCCUGGGGGAGGGAAAGGGAGGGAGAGGGCUGGCGUACCGGGAGCUGUCCAAGGUGCUGAGCCGGGGCCUAGUUCCAUGGGGAGGAGGCCUGAGGCCGUAUUGGGCCUGGGGGCCGUGUCCAACGUGCCAAUGUUGUGGACCGAAGGCGCGGGCUGAACUGUGUGUCUGUCCCUGAGGGAGCUAUAAAGCGCUGGAAGCGCCUGCA
Phascolarctos cinereus (koala) is the source of this 2956-nucleotide messenger RNA. RefSeq names its product cyclin dependent kinase 5 regulatory subunit 2 (gene CDK5R2). The record is from RefSeq and is a predicted model, not a curated record. NCBI's taxonomy places the organism in Eukaryota, Metazoa, Chordata, Mammalia, Diprotodontia, Phascolarctidae. Gene Ontology annotation, molecular function: cyclin-dependent protein serine/threonine kinase activator activity; protein kinase binding. Gene Ontology annotation, cellular component: growth cone; protein kinase 5 complex; cytoplasm. Gene Ontology annotation, biological process: brain development; axon guidance.